AAUAGAGUUAUUUACAAUGUUUUGACCAUGUUGGUCGUCGUCAGGUUCAGCCUUUAUUUCACCAGGAUGUUGCGCAGGGCACAGAGUUGCGUUAAAGACAGUGAUGUCUAUGUGUGAAUCGGGAAGUAGAAGACACACACCAGGUCACAAGUACCUAAACACACACGCUCUCUCAUCCAUUCAUGGCUCCACAUUUCCUCCUUGUCCUGCACAUCCUUUUCUUCCUCGCUGGACUUUCAGCUAUACAGAGUGUGUCCACAGUGAGACAUGUGUCUGUAAAGCAAGGAGGCUCCAUCACCAUCCCAUGUCUCUAUGAUCUGAGAUAUAGAAACAGUGUGAAGUACUGGUGUGCGGGAUCUAGUAUCCUUGGUUGCUCUUCUGUAGUACGCACUGACCAUCCUAAGACCAGUGGAAAGACCUCAUUCUCUGAUGACAUCAACCAGCUAGUCUUCACUGUGACCAUGACAAGUCUUAGUUCUAGUGAUUCUGAUUAUUACUGGUGUAUUGUGGAGAGGAAGAACAAGGCAGGUGAUGGGAAUAGACUGCAGAUAUCUGUUACUCCAGAUACUCCAGGACUGUAUGUGGAUCAACAAGAAGUGACUGGAGUUGUAGGACAGAAUGUCACUGUGCAAUGUUACUACAGUGAAGCUGGAGCCAGAGGGAGGUGGUGCAGGAUGGGUGGGAAAUGUCUGCUGAAUUCUGGAACUCUAGAUGGAACAUCAGUGACAUUACACCAGCAGACCAAUAUUGUCACCAAUGGCAAUGUUUUAACGGUGACUAUGAGUGCACUGAGGAUAGUGGACACUGGCUGGUACAGGUGUGCAAAUGGAGACUAUCAGAUGCCUGUUCAUAUCACUGUCAAUCAGCUAACCACAAAGCAAAAUACCACCUUCAUGCCAACAGCCCAAUCUGUAGUCUCUUCUCAGCCGUCAGUCAGCAACAUCCAGACAUUGGAACGUACAUUCUUCUACCUGCUGAAAGUUGGUAAUGCACUGCUCUUCCUCCUGUGCAACAUCAUUGGAGUGGUAAAGUUGAGGAAAAACCGACAUCAAGAUGAUACCAAGGAUGUAUAGAAACCAAAGAGGUCUGUCUGGAGUGAUCAAGGGUCAAAUUUACCAACUUUAUCCAGCUUUAUCUGUAUGAUUCAUUUUAUUCAAAUUAUUAUAUUAUUAUGUACAUACAUGUGUUGUGGAAUUAAAUUAUUGUCUGAUGUGUCUCUAACCCUUUUCCUGAUGGUUAUUUCUCAUGGUUUAAUUGUCACGUUCUGACCUUAGUUCUUUUAUUAUGUCUUUGUUUUAGUAUAGUCAGGGCGUGAUUUGGGUGGGUUGUCUAUGUUAGUUUUUUUUUUUUUUUUUUGAUUUGCUGUUUCUGUGUUUGGCCUGGUAUGGUUCUCAAUCAGAGGCAGCUGUCAAUCGUUGUCCCUGAUUGAGAACCAUAUUUAGGUAGCCUGUUUUCUAUUGUGUUUCGUGGGUGAUUAUUUUCUGUUGUCUGUUGUGUGUCUGCACCAGCCAGAACAGUUUUCGGUCGUUUCUCUUUGUUAUUUUGAUUAUUUCCGUCUUCAUUCUAAUAAAUAUGGACACAUACCACG
Molecule: messenger RNA, 1588 nt
Organism: Oncorhynchus mykiss (rainbow trout)
Lineage: Eukaryota; Metazoa; Chordata; Actinopteri; Salmoniformes; Salmonidae
Product: polymeric immunoglobulin receptor
Cellular component (GO): plasma membrane
Molecular function (GO): transmembrane signaling receptor activity
Source: RefSeq, a predicted model, not a curated record